GUGCACUGGAUUUUUCUCGUUUUAUCUGCCGGAGUACUUUUCUUUUCGACUGCCUCCGCCGUGCUUCUUCUCAAUAUAGCUUACACGAUUGCUGGUGUGGAGGGCUCGCCGUUUCUUGAUAUUCUUUUAGGUGGCGAAAUUUCGCUAUCUCGCUUAUUGUCAAUUGGCGAGAGCAUACGCAGAGUGACACUAAUUUACUUAAUCCGAGACAAUGAGUUUCGUUUUUCGGGGAAGCAGAGCAGAUAUUGAAAGCGGAUUCCCGGGUUUUAUCCCGGAAAGGCGGGUCAUGAGGAUGCAACCGGGUAUUCGGCCUGUCAAUUCCAAUUCUAUGGCUUUCCUAAUCGCUGUUAUUUUGUUGUUUUUGAUACUGAAUUCACAUCAGAUGUCACCCAAUUUCUUGCUUUGGCUGGUUUUGGGUAUUUUUAUGAUGGCUACUGCAUUAAGGAUGUAUGCUACGUGCCAACAACUUCAAGCUCAGGCACAUGCAGUGGCAGCCAGCGGCUUGCUAGGACAUACUGAAUUGCGACUUCAUGUUCCUUCCUCUAUUGCUUUGGCUACAAGAGGAAGGUUGCAGAGUCUUCGACUCCAGUUGGCUCUUCUUGAUAGGGAGUUUGAUGAUUUAGAUUAUGAUGCUUUAAGAGCACUUGAUGCUGAUAGCCCAGAAAUUCCUUCUAUGAGUGAGGAGGAGAUCAAUGCGCUUCCUGUUCACAAGUACAAGGGAAAAUCCCGUCAAGGAUCUGCGUCUUCCAGACAAAGUUUUGGAAGCGUUGAUGGAACUUCACAACAGCUAGCAUCAUCAUCUUCAGGAUCUCCUAUCGAGAAAAAGCAAGACAAUUCCAAGACAGAUGGAAGUUUGAGGAACACAGAUGAUGAACUAACAUGUAGUGUAUGCUUGGAGCAAGUUCUUGCUGGAGAAAUGAUAAGAAGCUUGCCAUGCUUGCAUCAGUUUCAUUCAAAUUGCAUAGAUCCAUGGCUGAGGCAGCAAGGCACUUGCCCAGUCUGCAAGCACAAAGCUAGCGGUCCUGGUGGUGGGUGGCAUGGCGAUAGCAGCAAUGUUGAAAUGGAUGCUUCUUAUUUGGUCUAAAAACCCUAAACUAUGGUUGCUAAAGAACUAAUUCGUUUUGGCCCUCCACUGUAUAGUUAUAGUAUUUAAACUAUGCUGCUGCUUUUAAGCCCAGCCUGCCUGUACAGUUUAUGCUAACGGGUUUAUCGGAGUUUCAGCACCUCUAAUAUUUAUUUAGACUGGAAUUUGUGAUUUAUUCCUGUAUCAUAUUAUUAUUAUUAUUAUUUGGUGACUUAUAAAAUUGCAGUUGUGAUGA
This is a messenger RNA of Dendrobium catenatum, 1319 nucleotides long. Its product is annotated as E3 ubiquitin-protein ligase SDIR1. Lineage: Eukaryota; Viridiplantae; Streptophyta; Magnoliopsida; Asparagales; Orchidaceae. The coding region runs from base 212 to 1084 and encodes 290 amino acids. The record is from RefSeq and is a predicted model, not a curated record. The transcript has 9 exons.